Messenger RNA from Macadamia integrifolia, 582 nucleotides. Its product is annotated as wound-induced protein 1-like. The record is from RefSeq and is a predicted model, not a curated record. The transcript is spliced from 2 exons. NCBI's taxonomy places the organism in Eukaryota, Viridiplantae, Streptophyta, Magnoliopsida, Proteales, Proteaceae. Bases 1 to 582 code for a protein of 193 amino acids.
AUGGUUAGGCCUAUACAUAAAUUCGGCAAAGUUGGAUUAGAGCUUUUCAAGGGUUGUUCUUGGGCAAGUGUGCCUGUGCUCGAACUGGCUAACUCCGUAGAAAUUCUGGAGGAAGAAGCGUCUGAUUCCAGUAGUAUAGGGGUGGUUCAAGCCCUAUAUGAAGCCUUAAACGCAAGAGACGUUGAGACGGUUCACCGCCUGUUGGCGUCGGACAUAGAGUGGUGGUUCCAUGGUCCACCUUCUCACCAGCAUAUGAUGCGAUUGCUCACUGGUGUCUCUCCAGACAACCUUUUCGUUUUCCGGCCUAUCACCUUCACUGCUAUUGCUUCUACUAUCCUCGUUGAAGGCACCGAUCAGAACCAUUCAGUCUCGUGGAUUCACGCUUGGACGGUUACUUCUGCUGGGAUAAUCACUCAAGUCAGAGAGUAUUUCAAUACUUCCCUUACCGUGACUCGCUUUAUUGAACAUUCAAACCAAUCGUCACCAUCUUCCCCUGCUUCUCCAUCGUCGUCGUUUAAGUCUCAGGAGCUGUGGCAGAGCAAGCUCCCUAAGGACGUUCCCGGUCUUGUUCUAGCGAUCUAA